UUUGAAUUCUUCUGUUCUGCUGGUCAUGCAGCCUUCGCUCAUUCUACGGUCUGGGCGGUCUGCUUGGAAAGGCCCAUAUUUCGUAGCCUUUCCAAACCUGAAGGAGGCACUAAUUAACAAUGUUGCUAUAAGAACGCAGGCUCGUGCUUGCACUAUCCUCCCAAAUUUUGUUGGUAUCCGUUUCAUGGUGCACAAUGGUAAAGACUAUGCUCCUGUGAUGAUCACGCAGGAUAUGGUCGGCCAUAAGCUCGGUGAAUUCGCGCACACCAAAAAGCGCUUUACUUACAAGAUGACAAAGAACAAGUAGCUGGUCACGUCGAGUUCAUCUUAUUUGAACACCUUCGGCUCGAGAGUCAAUUAUAGGCGGUCUCUUAAUAGAUAUCGAACUGCCUCAGAAAACAGGAUUGUAGAUGUGAUGUGAAUCUUAGAACCAAAAUCAUGUAAGGACCGUAGUUAGUACCUUUUCAAGGACCAGUGCUACCAGGUGUUACCGUGGUGAUGAUAUGCCAUAUCCCCCUUGGCGGACAGAUCCGGACAGUUGUUGUUGUCCGUUUUGGGGGUAUCAACUUGAA
Messenger RNA from Suillus discolor, 572 nucleotides. RefSeq lists its product as uncharacterized. Gene Ontology annotation, biological process: translation; ribosomal small subunit assembly. Lineage: Eukaryota; Fungi; Basidiomycota; Agaricomycetes; Boletales; Suillaceae. The transcript is spliced from 4 exons. The record is from RefSeq and is a predicted model, not a curated record. Gene Ontology annotation, cellular component: cytosolic small ribosomal subunit; ribosome. The coding region runs from base 26 to 307 and encodes 93 amino acids. Gene Ontology annotation, molecular function: RNA binding; structural constituent of ribosome.